GUGGUUUUACACUGACGAGGCGCAGUACUUUAAAUCUGACUCGCUUAGAUCACGACGAGAGCUGGAGGUUAACAUUUUAUAACGACGUGUGUUCAACUACACACCGAUUUGUUUUUUGCCCUUUGUGACUUCACACCCAUUUGGCCACUUUUCUCAUCUAGAUUUCGACAACAUCAGCGAUGUCUUCCGUCCUUCUGUCCUCCAUUGCCAUGGACAGGCUGACCGCAAGGGAAAUCGUCUCGGGGCAGGAGAGCAGAGAUAUUUACCCUCAGGUUGACCCCCUACUGAUGCGCAAAGGAACCUGCCGAAAUCUCUUCGGUCCCGUUGACCAUGACGAGCUACAGCGAGAGUUGACGUCCAAACGUAAGAAAAUUGCUGAGCGGGAUCGGCUACGAUGGAAUUUCGACUUCAGCGAAGGGCGCCCGCUGGACGGUGAACUGGAAUGGGAGGAGAGUCCAGCCGAUGACUGUCCUGCGUUUUAUCGGGAGAGAAUCACGACUGCCGUGUCUAAAGAACCGAAAAGAGAAGUAUUCGCAAAAGUUCCAGGUUGUUCUACAUCUGUGAACACGUUAAACCGAGAGAACGAGGCAGACAAACGUAACGUUAACCCUACGAAAUCUCGCAAAACGACAGCUCACGCCCGGACGAAAAGGCUCACAGAUUUGCGCAUUACAGAUUUCUACGCAAAGCGAAGAACGGGCAGCGUGACACCGAAGGAAAGCAGGAACUUGGAGUGAAAAUAGAAAAUCUCCGGCCUCUGCGUCAUCGAAUAGUGGCGGGAAAAGGCCGGAAGAAAUGACGUCACCGAGUCAAAACCUCCUUGGAAUUUACUGACUCAUGUCAUUACGUCACAAUACGUGAUUCUGCAAGCGCAUCGUUACGAUGAUUGUUCCGUUUUCUGCUUUUUGUUCAUAUAGGCACAAUAUUGGUGUAAAACCAUUUGAACAAGUGACUUUAUAUUAAAGCCAGGACAAGUAUUUAUUUUCGUUGAAUAUUCCUCCGCGUCUGUAUAUAUUUUGUAUUGGUUUAAUUUAUUUAUUUAUUUUUCACAUUUGCUUACAAAUUGUACCUCCGUUUUUAGUAGUCUAUAUGUAGCUUUUUUUUGUCAUAGUCACUUGAAGACGUCCAAAAAUCAUGAUCCUGAGCCAUAUUUGUCACUGUUGUAAAUAAGGUUGCUUUAAUAAAUAUGUAGGCUAUAUAAACAUG
This is a messenger RNA of Triplophysa rosa, 1206 nucleotides long. It is a transcript of the gene cdkn1cb, whose product is annotated as cyclin dependent kinase inhibitor 1Cb. NCBI's taxonomy places the organism in Eukaryota, Metazoa, Chordata, Actinopteri, Cypriniformes, Nemacheilidae. Bases 180 to 737 code for a protein of 185 amino acids. The record is from RefSeq and is a predicted model, not a curated record. Gene Ontology annotation, molecular function: cyclin-dependent protein serine/threonine kinase inhibitor activity. Gene Ontology annotation, cellular component: nucleus. The transcript has 2 exons. Gene Ontology annotation, biological process: regulation of cell cycle.